Marasmius oreades (fairy-ring Marasmius) is the source of this 1440-nucleotide messenger RNA. RefSeq lists its product as uncharacterized. NCBI's taxonomy places the organism in Eukaryota, Fungi, Basidiomycota, Agaricomycetes, Agaricales, Marasmiaceae. The record is from RefSeq and is a predicted model, not a curated record. Gene Ontology annotation, molecular function: Delta24(24-1) sterol reductase activity. Gene Ontology annotation, cellular component: endoplasmic reticulum membrane. Gene Ontology annotation, biological process: ergosterol biosynthetic process. The transcript is spliced from 11 exons. Bases 1 to 1440 code for a protein of 479 amino acids.
AUGGUGGCCAACUCUACAGGGAAGGACGGCCUUCGCCAAAGGAAUGUCACUAUUAACGGUACCACACCCGACCUCGUUACAAUCAGUGACGAAGGGAAAAAAAUGGACGAACGUCUUGACAAACACGAAACAUACGAGUUCGGCGGUCCUUGGGGAGUGUUCGCUAUCAUGGCCGGAUUCCCGCUUCUCAUGUAUUAUCUGUGGAUUUGUCUUUGGUUCUAUGAUGGACAAUUGGUACAUCCGACUUCAAUGGAAAACGUCAAACCGUUCUUACUGAGGAUGUGGGAGCAUGUCAAAGUAGAUGCUAGCCCCAACGCCUAUGCCUGGAAAGUUUACUCCGGAAAUAUAUUUUUCCAGCUCUUCCUUGCAUGGGUCAUGCCGGGAUGGAAACAAGAGGGUCUCCCCGUACCUUCGCUGGGUUACAAAAAGCUCAUGUACAACUGUAACGCCAUGUGGUCCCUUUGGGCUACAAUCAUCACCUCAGCGGUCCUCCAUUACACCAGCAUCUUCAAGCUCACAGAAAUCAUCGAUAACUACGGACAUCUUAUGACCGUUGCUAUGAUCUGGGGCUUUGGCGUGUCAUUUGGGAUGUAUUUCAUCGCUGUAGUCACUGGAACUCAGAUGAGAAUGUCUGGAAACUUCCUUUACGACGUUUUCAUGGGCGCGUCCUUAAACCCUAGGAUCGGGCCUAUCGACCUCAAGAUGUGGGCUGAAGUACGGAUUCCGUGGAUCAUCGUCUUCUUUUUGUCGGUUUCUGGCGCGUGCAAGCAGUACGAGCAACUUGGCUACGUUACACCUAAUAUGGCGUUUAUGUGCUUGGCGACUUGGUUGUAUAUCAAUGCUUGUGCUAAGGGUGAAGAGUGUAUCCCCCAAACAUGGGAUAUGUUCCACGAAAAAUGGGGCUUUAUGGUCAUCUUUUGGAAUUUCGCCGGUGUUCCAUUCUCCUACGUGUACUCUGUUGUCUAUAUGGCUUCACACGACCCCUCAAAAUAUAAGUUCUCCACUCCCACCUAUGUGGCCCUAUACACCACACUCUUGACUGCUUACUACGCGUUCGAUUGUGCUAUGUCACAGAAGAGCCGGUUCAAGAUGCAGACAAUGGGUGUCACGAAGUUUAGGAAGACAUUCCCCCAGUUGCCCGGAUGCAUUGUUAAAAAUCCUACCUUCAUUCAAACCGCUCAUGGAAACCGUCUGUUGACGAGCGGUGCUUGGGCAUGGUCCCGCAAGCCAAACUAUGUCGCUGACUGGAUCAUGAGUUUGACAUGGGGUCUAGUCAUCGGUGCUGCUACACCUAUCCCUUAUUUCUACUCCGUCUUCUUCAUUACGGUCCUCAUCCAUCGUUGUGGAAGAGACUUUGAGAGGUGUUCCAUCAAGUACGGCAAGGACUGGGAAGAAUACUGCAGAAUUGUUCCUUACAAGUUUAUACCCUACGUCUACUGA